AUUCUCCAUUCAUCUGGAAAUUAUAAAGAUAGUAAUAAUAUGGUUAAUUAAAGUUAGUAAUUUAUCCUAUAUUAAACAAGUUUCAAACAAUUAAACGCAUAUUUUAUGGUGUUACUUUUUAUCUGAUGCAUAAACUGUUCUAAUAUCUACCUAGUUUUUAUUUUUUUGUGUUUUACUAUGUUAUUUUCAUCACUCUCUUAGUUAUAUAAGUGUCAACGCCUUAAUUUUCUCAAAUAUUUUAUUCGUUAUGGCCGAUAACUUGGAAGAACAAAAUCCAAGAGAUGCUGGCAAUAUGUGUUUGGAGUUGGCCCUAGAAGGUGAACGAUUGUGUAAAGCUGGAGAUUGUAGAUCAGGGGUAGCGUUUUUUCAAGCCGCUGUUCAAGCAGGAACAAAUGAUUUGCGUACCCUCAGUGCCAUUUAUAGCCAAUUGGGAAAUGCUUAUUUUUAUUUGGCCGAUUAUCCAAAAGCAUUACAUUUUCAUAAACUAGAUUUAGCUUUAGCAAGAACUUUAGGAGAUAAGCCAGGUGAAGCUAAAUCCAGUGGAAAUCUUGGAAAUACAUUAAAAGUAAUGGGAAAUUUUGAUGAAGCUAUGAUAUGUUGUAAACGUCAUUUAGAAAUUGCUAGAGAACUUGGAGAUAAAUUAAGUGAAGGUAGAGCAUUAUAUAAUUUGGGUAAUGUAUAUCAUGCGAAAGGAAAGCAUAUCGGUAGAGUUGGUCAACAGGAUCCUGGAGAAUUUCCCGAAGAAGUUAAAGUUUGCAUAGAACAAGCUGUUAAAUACUAUGAAGAAAAUUUGAAACUUAUGAAAGAGCUAAAUGAUCGUGCAGCUGUUGGCCGAGCAUGUGGUAAUUUAGGUAAUACUUAUUAUUUAUUGGGUAACUUCAAAGAAGCUAUUCAGUACCACGAAGAGAGAUUAAAAAUUGCACGAGAAUUUGGUGAUAAAUCAGCUGAGAGAAGAGCCAAUAGCAAUUUAGGAAAUUCCCAUGUUUUUCUUGGAGAGUUCGAAGAAGCUGCUGAUCAUUAUAAGAGAACAUUAGUGCUUGCUCAAGAAUUAGAAGAUCGAGCAGUAGAAGCUCAGGCAUGUUAUAGUCUUGGAAAUACGUAUACAUUGUUGAGAGAUUAUAACACGGCAGUGGAUUAUCAUUUGCGACACUUGGACAUCGCACAAAAAUUACAUGAUAGAAUUGGUGAAGGAAGAGCCUGUUGGAGUUUAGGAAAUGUAAAUUUGGCACUUGGGAAUCAUGAAAAAGCAUUGUAUUUUGCUUCAAAACAUUUAGAAAUUUCCAAAGAAAUUGGUGAUACAGUUGGUCAGGCAACUGCACAAAUCAAUAUAGUGGACAUAAAGAAAUCUUUGGGUAUGUCAAAUGGUCAGCUUUCACCCGAAAGCAAAGAAUUGUUGGAAACUAUUUCCAAUACCCAACCAUCACCUCAGUUACGACGUUAUCGGUUAACUCCAGAUAAUAAAGGAAAGACUACAAAUUCGAAUGAUAAAGUUUAUCAAUCUGGAACAUCAGUAGCCAAAAAGAAUGAUAAAACAGAAGAUGAUCCAUUCUUUGAUUUGUUAUCACGGUUCCAAGCUGGACGAAUGGAUGAUCAGCGCUGCACUCUAGGUUCUUCCAGAAAUUCAGAGGAUAAAGAAAACCAAAAUUUAAAUAAACAACAAACUGCUCAUAUUGGUCUACACGCUGAAAGUCAAGAUGAUUUACUUGAUAUGAUUGUUGGUAUGCAAAGUAAACGUAUGGAUGAACAAAGAGUAGAAUUGGAACAACUUCCUGGCAUUGCUAAACCAGAAAACGAACAGCAGCCCGAUGAUAAUUUCUUAGAAUUGUUGAUGCGAUGUCAAGGAGAAAGAUUAGAAGACCAACGCAGUGAGCUACCUGUGAGUACUAUUAGUAGUGAUGGUGAAUCCCAACGGACACCAAAUCGAGGUCCAACGGUACCAGAUGAAGAUUUCUUCACCCUUAUCAUGCGUUUACAAUCAGGUCGGAUGGAAGAUCAACGAGCAAGUGUACCUAUGUCUAAACGAAAUUAAAAAAGGAUUAAGAUUUCGUUGCUUACAAAUGUAAUUACUUGUUAGAUCAGGCAAUUUUUAUUAAAUAACAUUACAAACAAACAAAUAUAAUGUGUUAAAAUACCUAAAAUUGUUAUAUAUGUAACUAUUUUUGGUACUGUUUUAACAAUUUAUUGUAAUCUAUAAAAUAUACUUAUAGAAUUUAAGUAAAUGUUUAUUGUAAAAAUAAUAUUUUUAUUUAUUAGGUCUUAGGUUUUAAUCAAAGAUGAGAUGUUAAUUAUAUUUAGUACACCUAAAAAUGUAUGACCGAAUAUACUUUAUUACAAUCUAUAUUUUUAACAACUAAAAUGUUCUAUUAUAUUUU
Molecule: messenger RNA, 2372 nt
Organism: Adelges cooleyi (spruce gall adelgid)
Lineage: Eukaryota; Metazoa; Arthropoda; Insecta; Hemiptera; Adelgidae
Gene: pins
Product: G-protein-signaling modulator 2
Exons: 12
Coding region: 248-2029 (593 amino acids)
Molecular function (GO): GTPase regulator activity; protein binding
Source: RefSeq, a predicted model, not a curated record